This is a messenger RNA of Volvox carteri f. nagariensis, 1504 nucleotides long. RefSeq lists its product as uncharacterized. The record is from RefSeq and is a predicted model, not a curated record. NCBI's taxonomy places the organism in Eukaryota, Viridiplantae, Chlorophyta, Chlorophyceae, Chlamydomonadales, Volvocaceae. The transcript is spliced from 3 exons. The coding region runs from base 358 to 828 and encodes 156 amino acids.
CUGGAAGGUUGCGAAUAACAGACAAACCAGCGCAAGAGAUAUGAAUACUCACAGCUUGCGACCAUUUUCAGGUGGACUUGUCGCAAGUAGCAUUUCCGUAUCCAAGGUCCAUCGGGAUCUCUGACGUUCAGGCUUUUCCAAGUAACAAAUUUAUAUUUGCAUUAAAUUCCUGCUGCUGGUUGAACCGCUAAAACGUAGAAUUCAAUCUGCAACUGCUACGUUUCAACACAUUAGGUCUACUGCACUCCAAGUAACGGGCAUCCGAACGGUUUCUGGGUCAUAACAAUUCUUCCAGAGCUAUAUAAGAGACAGAUCUAAAGCCGUGUCCCAUAGUCAUCGACCUGCAACUAGGGCAAAAUGUCGUCCGUCGACCGUGUAGCUUACAUGGACAACAUUAGAAGUAGUCAGAUAGCUGAGCAGAUCAAUCGUGAAAAGGACAUCCAGCGAAAAUACUUCCAAGAGCAGGAAGCAGCAGGGCGCAUAGUUCCAAAGCCGCCCUCUCCAGCCCCAGAAAGGAAGUCUAUCCUGGAGACAGUUGGUGUUCCCGAACAUGUCAAGACAAUAAAGCAAGACCCUGAGCAGGCGUUGAGCUUGAGUAUCAGUAAACAUACUUGGAAGGCGAAUCCAGGAUACCUCGUGCGCGAUGGACCCUCGAUGGCAUCCGUCAUGAAGAAGGACUACGUGUGGGACGAGGAGGAGAUCCAGCUGAUGAAGGAGCAGGGCCUUCUUGACAAGAAGUACAACCGUCGGCGUGAUGAGUUUGUGGACUACAGUGAGGCCUCGGCGCGGAUGAUCCACUUAAAAAAGGGUGCAGCCCCAGCAAAAUGAACGCCUGGAUGUGAUGGCACCUGUUCUCCAGUACCAUAUGCUAAUGUGUGUGCGCCUAACCAGAUACUGUACAUAAUAUCGAGGAAUGUAUGGUGACAUGACGCGUGCAGGUGUAGGUGCUCUACGGUUCUGUGGUUAGGUCAAGGUUUAGGCAAACGUAGGGAUGUGCACACCGUCAUGCCAAAGCAGGGAAUAGGCAUGUGAAAACGGGCAGUUGCUCACUAGAAAGCAAUGACUGCUGCCAUAGAAAUAGAUUCAUUAUUAGAACAGCAGCUGUAGUUUGCAGAUAGGGGUUGCGCCCGGAGCCCUGUAAGCGGCGGGCGCAGGGCAGCCUAAAGCCCCUGAAGACGGUACUUGAAUGGCAGCGUGGGGCGGAUAAUUGUACUUACGGAACUUUUUCGGCAUUGCUCCAUGCCAUAAAUUGUGUGGAUUCUGGACUUCUGGAUGUGGGGACACGGACAGACACAAAUGCUUUUCGCUUACAUUUUUGGUGCAGUGCGGAUACGACAUGGCGUACAAGCAAUCGGGCACUAUGUUGUUAGGGAUCUAACUUGCUUCUUGUUCACUUAUUUUAAGUGUAACGCGUUACUUGACACUAGGCCGUCAAGCAGGCGAACACUAUCACGUGCAAUCUCGGAAACAGAGGUUUUGUUGUUUGUAAAAUUCUUGCAGUUGC